Ylistrum balloti is the source of this 2299-nucleotide messenger RNA. Its product is annotated as 2',5'-phosphodiesterase 12-like. Gene Ontology annotation, cellular component: mitochondrion. The record is from RefSeq and is a predicted model, not a curated record. The transcript has 7 exons. The coding region runs from base 2 to 1801 and encodes 599 amino acids. Gene Ontology annotation, biological process: nuclear-transcribed mRNA catabolic process, deadenylation-dependent decay. Lineage: Eukaryota; Metazoa; Mollusca; Bivalvia; Pectinida; Pectinidae. Gene Ontology annotation, molecular function: 3'-5'-RNA exonuclease activity.
CAUGCAAUCGACCUCAUGUCAUAUGGUUAAGAGGAUUGCAAGAUAUUUGAACUCCACAUUAACAAACACAGUUUUUAAAAGAAUGGAACACUGCUACGUUAGAUGUUCUCCAGAUGAAGAAAGAUUGAAAAUUUCGUUUCAAUAUGGCGUUCAAUCUAAACAACUGAAGAUGUUUAAUUUUGAGCGUCGAUUUGACGAAACGGUCGGGGAACUCAUCGAUCGCCUUCAUGCAGGCAUCGAAAAGAAAUGUCUCAAGAAGAAGAAGAAAUCAAAAAGUGAAUCAAAUGAAGAAUCGCUUCUUCCACCUAUUACAAUUUCUUUAGAUGGAAUCAACUUCGGGAAGGAAGCCACCAUCAAAGAUUCAAUGGUCGAUGGUAGCAUUUUAAAAAUUGCGGAUUGUAAACUCUCAAUUAUUGUCAACGCACCGAAAAUAAUAAAAGUUUCCUUACCUGAAUCAACGAUGGCGGAGGUCCCAGUUAUACCAUUGAUAGAUGCAGAAUUCACUGAUUUGAAAGAGACCGAGUUUAUAUGGAGUAGAGUGAAAGGAAGUGAAAUAGCUACGAAUUCCAAUUCACCAACGUUCAGUGAAUGUGAAGAAGUUAGUAGGACAUGUAUUUACACCACAACUGUUGAGGAUAUUGGCUGGAAGCUAAUGCUGAAAUGUAUUCCGAAAAGGGGAGCAAUAUCUGGAGAGGAAGUUUAUACAGUGAUGAAAAGUUCAAUUACCCCAGGACCAGGAAUUUGUCCUUUUCAAGCCAGACAUUUAUUUACGGAACAUAUCACAGAACCAAACUGUGUCCGAGUGAUGUCCUAUAACAUUCUGGCAGACUUUUACGCUGAUACUGACUACACCAGAGAUAUUCUGUACAACUACUGCGCACCAUAUGCUCUCAAGGGUGACUACCGCAGACCUCUCAUCAUGAAGGAGCUUUAUGGCUACAACUGUGAUAUAAUGUGUUUACAAGAAGUGGACAGGAAAGGCUUUAAUUCCUAUUUCUCGUCAGCUCUAGACUUGUUAGGAUAUACAGGCAUUUCACAAUGGAAAGGACCUAAUGCUCCAGAAGGUGAAGCCAUCUUUUUCAGAAGUUCUAAAUUCAGUUUGGUAGCCGAGCAUAGCAUCCUCCUGUCAGAACAGCUGAAGAACAAUCCAGCGUAUACUGACAUUGCUGAGAAGAUUAGUGUAGACAGGGAUGUUACAACAUUGAUGGAAGGUCAUGGAGCUGUACUGCAGGCAGUGGUGUUGAAGAGCACUGAAGACCCAAGUCAGGUAUUAUGUGUCGCUAAUACUCACCUGUAUUUUCGACCAGAUGCUGACGCUGUAAGGCUUUUGCAGUGUGUGCUCUGUAUCAAACAUCUGGAGCAGCUCAAAGCAACAUACAAAGAUCAGGGAGUAGAUUUGGCAAUUAUUUUCUGUGGAGAUUUCAACAGCCGUCCAGUACGUGGAGUUCAUCAGUACGUGACCCAAGGUUUUGUACCCGGUGAUCUCUCAGACUGGAAUAAUCCAGAUAAACCAGAAGACGCUCAUCUGUGCGGUAUGACAUUUUCCCACAGUCAAACACUAAUCAGUGCGUGUGGAUACCCAAAAUACACCAAUUAUGUCGCUAACUUCCACGAGAUGUUAGACUAUAUUUUCAUAGACAGCAAUAAAUUCAGUGUGGAAAAAGUUAUCCCCCCUCCGGACCAUGAAGAGGUGGUUUUACACACAGCUUUACCAAGUGUUGUAUUUCCCUCAGAUCAUAUAGCUCAGAUCUGUGAUAUUAAGUGGAAACAAACUCAAAAUGUUUUGGAGGAAUCACAAUAAUACCUCACUAACUUGUUAACACUCUCAUCUGUUUUAUGUGAUCUUCUGUCAUCUGGGACCUUUUUAUUACAGAUUUUCAACCAGAUUUAAAGAUUGAAUUUGUUUGUUUUAUUGCCAUAUGACCAGCCAGAGUCAUUUUGAGAAAGGGUUUCCUUGUAGUAGUUACUACCUCACAUAACAGCAUCUAUAUGGGAGGCUCACUUUAUACCAUCCACAUCAACUGGAGAAGCGUCUGACAUAGGAGCAUAACCAAGGCAACAACACAGACUAGUUUGCUUCUCAAUUUUCUGGGAAACACAUAUUGCCACUGGAAGGUCUUGGACAUUUUUUUCUAUUUUAUUGUAAUUGAUUGAAAUUGAAUUGAAAUUUGGAUAGUUUUCAAGAUAAAAAAAUAAGUUAAGAUUAGAUUUAUACAAUUUGUGAAAAAAAUAUUAGUUGAACACUGCUGCAAACAUGACAAAAUUAAAACAUUGCACUUUUAAAUUAAAGACUCAUAGA